AUGGAAACCAUCAUAAAGAUCAACAAUGCUGCGGACAUCUCUGUUAUUGUCAUCUAUUUUUUGGUAGUCCUGGCAGUGGGACUAUGGGCUAUGUACUCAACCAACCGAGGGACAGUAGGAGGAUUCUUCCUGGCUGGACGGAACAUGGUUUGGUGGCCGAUUGGUGCCUCUCUGUUUGCCAGUAACAUUGGCAGUGGACAUUUUGUGGGCAUAGCAGGAACAGCAGCAGCUGGAGGAAUUGCCAUCGGAGGAUAUGAAUGGAAUGCUCUGAUAUUUGUGGUUAUUCUAGGAUGGCUGUUUGUACCCAUCUACGUCAAAGCUGGGGUGGUGACAAUGCCAGAGUAUCUGAGGAAGCGUUUUGGUGGGAAACGGAUUCAGGUCUACCUAUCAGUCCUUUCACUGAUCGUGUAUAUUUUCACAAAGAUCUCAGCAGACAUAUUCUCUGGAGCUAUAUUUAUACAGCUGGCCAUAGGACUGAAUCUUUACUUGGCCAUUAUUAUCCUGCUUGCUAUUACUGCUCUUUAUACCAUCACAGGUGGCCUUGCAGCUGUGAUUUACACAGAUACCUUGCAAACGUUUAUCAUGGUUGUGGGAUCUUUUAUUCUUAUGGGAUUUGCAUUUAAAGAGGUAGGAGGGUAUGAUGCUUUUAUGCAGAAGUAUAUGGAGGCAAUUCCAUCCAAUACCUCCUAUGGAAACACUGUAAUUAGUAGCUCAUGCUACACACCUCGGGAGGAUGCCUUUCACAUCUUCCGAGAUCCUGUCAGUGGAGAUCUGCCAUGGCCAGGACUGAUCUUCGGUUUGAGCAUCAUUGCUCUGUGGUACUGGUGCACAGAUCAGGUUAUUGUCCAAAGAUGUCUCUCCGGCAAGAACAUGUCCCAUGUGAAGGCUGGAUGUAUCAUGUGUGGAUACCUGAAGCUCUUGCCCAUGUUUAUCAUAGUGAUGCCUGGAAUGAUCAGCCGAAUUUUGUAUACAGAUGUGGUGGCUUGUGUUGUUCCUGAUAUCUGCAAGGAGGCCUGUGGCACUGCAGUUGGCUGUACCAACAUUGCUUAUCCAAAAAUGGUAGUAGAACUUAUGCCAAAUGGUCUGCGAGGUCUGAUGUUGUCAGUCAUGUUGGCCUCCCUUAUGAGCUCCUUGACUUCCAUUUUUAACAGUUCUAGUACAUUGUUCACUAUGGACAUUUACACCAAAAUUCGAAAACGACCAUCAGAGAAAGAGCUUAUGUUGGCUGGAAGGGCAUUUAUGUUACUUUUAAUUGGCAUCAGCAUUGCCUGGGUUCCUGUGGUGCAGUCAGCUCAAAGUGGGCAGCUCUUUGAUUACAUUCAGUCAGUUACUAGCUACCUGGGACCUCCCAUUGCUGCCGUCUUCCUGCUUGGCAUCUUCUGCAAGCGGGUCAAUGAGCAGGGUGCCUUCUGGGGCCUGAUCUUUGGGCUGCUAGCUGGACUCAGCAGAAUGAUUACAGAGUUUGCCUACGGAACUGGCAGCUGUGUGACACCUUCCAACUGUCCAUUCAUUAUCUGUGGGAUUCAUUAUCUUUACUUUGCAAUAAUUCUUUUUGGAGUUUCUGUCAUCGUUAUCCUGGCAGUCUCCUUCAUGACUAAGCCCAUUCCUGAUGUACACCUUUACCGCUUGUGCUGGUCCUUGCGGAACAGCAAAGAGGAACGUAUUGAUCUUGAUGCAGAUGAUGAGGAGGACAUACCCGAUGAAAAAGAUGAGGAUGUGUUAUUCCUUCCAGUUUCAGAGGCAGGUGAAGAACCAGGAUGCUUAAAGAAAGCUUACAACUGGUUCUGUGGCUUAGACCAACAAAACGGACCCAAACUCAGCAAGGAGGAAGAGGAAGCAUUGAAGGAGAAACUGACUGACACAACAGAAGUGCCACUUUGGAGGAAUGUUGUGAAUAUCAAUGGCAUCAUCCUAUUGACUGUGGCUGUAUUUUGCCAUGCCUUUUUUGCAUAAACCUCUGAUUACAGUUCUGAAAUUGUACUGUAUUGUCAAGCAAAAACAAUGACUUGUAAAUUUACAGUUAGACACAUUUAGUAUUUUCAUGGUCUAAAUUUGUUAAAAUCAGGGUGAUUUACUCACUGAUUUUGUGAUCAUAAUUUCAACAAUCUAAAGAUCAAGACUACUGAGAUUUCAAGAGAGAGAAUUUCCAUUUAGAAAUUGAAUCAUUCCAAGUUCAGAAAUUUCCACCCAGUAUUCUCUCUUCUCGUGAUACAUUUCAUAUUUUAGGUGCAGAACAAGGUUGCUUGAACUGUAUUUCAUGAGCCAUAUAUCAGGGUUUGUGAGCUAUCUGAACUAUCUUUUAUCUUUGAUACUACUUUAAUUUUCAACCAUUUCUCUUCUGAUCAUGCAUUUUUUUUUCUUUUUCCCACAAUAAUUUGAUUACUAAGACAAACAAACAACUGAGGGACUGUAUGGAUUCAAGCUAAAAAAAUCACUUUUGUUCCCUCCAAGUACAGAAUAUCUUAAGUAAAGGAUUUAUGUAUAUACUGAUAUAUUUGACACUAUACGUAACUUUCCAUUAUUGCUUUUUUCCACUUUCACGUUCUAUGAUAUUUUUCAUUAUGCUGUGUUUCUCAGUAAUGAGUGGAACACUAACCAUCUGAACUGAUUGCCUUUUGAAAUUAGGCAAAACAUAAUUCAAUGAUCCUAAUAAGAAUUCUACUUAUGAUAGAUUCUUUGUUUAAUGUUAACUUCAAAAGGUCCCCCUCUUGUAUAUUUUAAUAUGUAACUAUACUUGAAUGUGAAGCUUUUUUUAUACAAAAUGCAUAUAUUAUAUAUACAUACAGCACAUUAUAUAUAUGCACAUAUAUAUUAUGUAUUAAAAUAUGUGUAUGUGUGUAUAUAUUUAUUUAUUUAUUACUGAUUGAUUCCUGUCUUGGUAUGUCAAAGUUGAUCUCUACCUACAGUUAUUAGGACCUCUUGAUCCUGGAGAUGGUGUUAAUGCAUUGCCUCUCUAUGAACUGUACUACAAAACAAUCCAUAAACAUCGUUAGAAGCUCAGAGCAUCAGAAUGCUGGUUUUGCAUUUUGCUUUCCAGUGCCUUUGAGAGCUUUGUACUAUUUCUCUGAAAAACUGUGAAUCUUUCUUCUGAAGACUUCAAUAAGAAAUAUAAUUCAUGCUGUAUGAAACUUCAGUAGGACGGUAUGAGCUAACAUAACAGUUCAUGAAGGAGAACAGUCACACCUGUGGGACCACAGCCAAAUCAGUCUCAUUGUCUCCAACUGGUAAGUUUGAAACCAGCUGGAUAAACAGGAGAAGGCAGAUGUAACUCUUCAAGGCAAAAAGCAAUAGAUCUUAUCAUCUAAUUCAGCUUCUUGGGAAAUCAAGUACAAAAAGAAGACAUCAGUUGCUGUAGUCAAGCUACAGCACAAUGCCUUGUUGCUAUUGCACAUUGCUGCAUUGUUGCAAAGCAUCUCAGUGUGAUGUGUCUUCCCACAGCAUUCUAUAGCAGGAUGCAUCAGACUUGCAAUAGGUGCAUCUAAAUAGGAAGCCAGGAUCAUCUCUGUCCAUGCUACACCACAUCGCUGCUAACUCCUGCAGCUUUGAUUGCUCUCACUUUGUAAUCUUCUGACAGUGUCUUUUCUUCAUUUGGAUCUAAAAUCAAAUGAUCUGCUGCUCUUCACUGU
Messenger RNA from Cygnus atratus (black swan), 3626 nucleotides. It is a transcript of the gene SLC5A1, whose product is annotated as solute carrier family 5 member 1. NCBI's taxonomy places the organism in Eukaryota, Metazoa, Chordata, Aves, Anseriformes, Anatidae. Gene Ontology annotation, biological process: sodium ion transport; transmembrane transport. Gene Ontology annotation, cellular component: plasma membrane. The record is from RefSeq and is a predicted model, not a curated record. Gene Ontology annotation, molecular function: D-glucose:sodium symporter activity. The transcript has 15 exons. Bases 1 to 1953 code for a protein of 650 amino acids.